Molecule: messenger RNA, 670 nt
Organism: Hydractinia symbiolongicarpus
Lineage: Eukaryota; Metazoa; Cnidaria; Hydrozoa; Anthoathecata; Hydractiniidae
Exons: 5
Coding region: 137-628 (163 amino acids)
Source: RefSeq, a predicted model, not a curated record
CUAAACCACUGUCGAAGUAAAACUCAACCUAGAGUGAAACAUGUAAACAGUCAUACAUUUUAUUGCGGUGCAAACUUUACUUGGUAAUUUCACUUCGAUUGCAUGUAAACAGAAUUAGAAAGAAGUGGGAGUCAGCAUGUUGUGUAGAUGGUUAUUGUUGACGCACGUGGUCGUAAGUACCGGGAAGUAUGUCGUAUUUUUAAAGUUGGAAGAGGAUAUGUUCAUUAGAAAGUCAUUACUGUUUCGUAACUCAAAUCAUAAUUACCUUCUUACUACCGUAUAUAUAGGAGUGAGUAAUUUAAAAGUGAUAUACGGGAAAAACAGAGCAAGGGGAGAAAAGAUGAAUAAUUCAGCCAUGUUCAAGCUUAUCAUUUUAUUAGCAGUAAUACUCUUGCAACUCGAUCUUUUGACAUCUAAGAAUGUCGAUACUGAGGCAAGCAAUGGAGAAUAUCAACAAGAUAUGGAGAAUGCGGUCGAUGACAACAUACCUGAAGAGUUUGUCGAAGAAAUUGCUUAUGAGAACAAUGAUCCGAUUUACCGACGUCAUCAAAGACGGCGACGUCGCCCUAGGUUACAAGUCUACCGUCGACGUCAAAAAUAUUACUCCUUUCGCCGUCGACGUAAUUAGAUAUAAAUUAGAUGUAAAGUAAAGUUACGUUGUAAAUAUAUA